AUGGCGUCCACCGAACUUGCUACGGAGCGUGCGAUGUAUGUUGGGAAUACCAUUUCCACAGCCGUUUAUGGAGGAAAUUUAUUCCUAUAUACCUACUCUACCCACCUGCUUGUGACCUCCAAGAUUAAGCAAGUGCAGCACAGGAUAUUCUACAUAUGUUUUGGAGGCAUUCUCUUGCUUCUUUUCACCAUCAGUAUCGCAAGCAAUAACGCCUUUUGUGAACUAAUGUGGAUAGAAAGGCGAAACGACCCUGGUGGCCCUCCUGCAUUUUUUGCUGCAAAUUCGGCCGCUUGGUACAAUGUCUUUGGUACAUCGGCAGUGUGCCUCACAAAUAUGAUGACAGACGGACUCUUGCUUUACCGCUGUUACAUUAUUUGGGAGUCAAGAUUGCCAGUAAUCGUCAUCCCUGCAAUUAUAUACCUGGGAUCUGCUACUAUGGCUAUCAUGAUGGUGAUUGAGAGUGCCAUGCCAAUGACAAAUCUAUGGCAGGGCCUUACCGCACAAUUCGGCAUUUCAUGGGUCGCGUUAACUGUCAGCUUUAACAUCAUUGUGACUACAUUAAUCUUUUCCCGACUACUAUUCUUUUAUCGCAGAGCACGAUCUGUUCUUGACGAUGAACAGAGAAGUCUUUACACGGGCAUUAUGGCAAUUCUGGUGGAGUCUUCCCUUCCUUUCACAAUUCUGGGAAUCGCCUGCCUCGUCACCUAUAUCCAAGGUAUCCCAAGUGCGACGGCGGUGGAAAUAGUCUGGGCAGCCUUCGUGGUUUUGACACCCCAGCUCAUCAUUUUAAGGGUCGCUUCAGGGGUUGCAUGGUCAAAAGACAUGGCCUCUAACAUCACUCGGACAGCUCUGCAUGGAACUUUCCAUCACAACUCAUCUUCUACUAGCAGCAGCAAUAUGAACAGUAAGAAUCCAUAAUAGUGGGGUUCUGGCAUAUGGUGCCACAUCCACGUCCGAAUGAUUAGC
Suillus discolor is the source of this 966-nucleotide messenger RNA. RefSeq lists its product as uncharacterized. Bases 1 to 918 code for a protein of 305 amino acids. NCBI's taxonomy places the organism in Eukaryota, Fungi, Basidiomycota, Agaricomycetes, Boletales, Suillaceae. The transcript is spliced from 5 exons. The record is from RefSeq and is a predicted model, not a curated record.